Molecule: messenger RNA, 3499 nt
Organism: Misgurnus anguillicaudatus (oriental weatherfish)
Lineage: Eukaryota; Metazoa; Chordata; Actinopteri; Cypriniformes; Cobitidae
Gene: nalf1b
Product: NALCN channel auxiliary factor 1b
Biological process (GO): calcium ion import across plasma membrane
Cellular component (GO): plasma membrane
Molecular function (GO): stretch-activated, monoatomic cation-selective, calcium channel activity
Source: RefSeq, a predicted model, not a curated record
UACACACAUGUUACACGGUGCAUACUAAUAAACUUCAGCCUGAACGGGAAAAACGAGAUGAACGAAACAUAGAAAUGUCAUUUCAUCUCUUUCACACGUUGAGUCUCCUCCACUCAACACGUUGACAUCUUUUCCUUUUGCCUUUGCGCAGUUGAAGGACAUUACGCAUUGCAUGGCACCUCCAAAAUGAUGUUUAUUAACGACAUUACGGACAUCUUUUAAUCAGUUUAUUUCGUUUGGAGCUUGAAAUGAAAGGAUCGUGCGUCGUCAGGUCUAACAUCGACGUUUGUAAGGACUUUAAGGGGGCGAAUGGAUCAUAAGUGGACUAGGAGGUAAAAGGGAAAGGACGAAAAGAUGACUGGCUUUUAAAUGCGCAAUUAUAUGUCACAGAAAAACACACAGGUCUGAGACGUGCAUCUUUUUUUAUUUGCCAAAUGUGCGUUAUGAGUAAUCUCUCGUAUUGAAAUGUCCAUUUUAUUGUCAUAAACGAACGGGCGCGCGUGUCUGUGCGUAUCCAUAGCCUGUAGACUAGAUCUGUGUUACUGCGCCAGGAUGGAGAUGACGCAAAUGACCCAGCUCCCCAAAAAGUGUUUCAAGACAAACAUGGCGGCAACUUAACACAGGACCUAAGACGAUGAUGAUGAUGAUGAUGAGUCUCGCUCAGAACAGAGAAGAUCGAAGGCAAUCCGCCCAGAAACGGAAAGAGCAGCUCGUUCAGGAUCUCGCCUUCCCUUAAGGAGACGCAGGGACACAGGCAGGUUUGGGAACAGCAGCUGCUGCUCUCCGAGGGUCUAUGGGGAGAGGAGGCAAGAGAGGAGGCAUGUUGUCACACAGAAGUCGCUUUUUCUCCGGGGAGCUACGCGGAAUAACGGCGAUAUGACCGCGCGUGGCUUCAUCUAGCCGAUCGACUCGGAUACAGCCGCUGUUUAAACGGGAAAAUUUGACAUUUCAAGUCAAUGCAUUUUGUGGCAGAGGAGCCGUCGCGGUGGAGUCGGCCAGUGCUGCUCUUUGCUGAAAUAUGACCAGGGGUGUUUGGACGUGUCGGCAGCAAGAUGACGGCUUAAAAAUCUGGUUUGCACCCCGGGAGGACGAAAAGCCAUUAUUCACCGAUUCAGAAAGGGCCCAGAGAUGGCGACUGUCCUUAGCCUCUCUUUUGUUUAUCACCGUUUUGCUCUCUGAUCAUCUGUGGUUCUGCGCCGAGGCGAAAUUGACGAGGACUCGAGACAAGUUCGCCGUCAUGGACGCGGUGGAGCACACGAACCAUAUACAUUCACCCAGCCAUCAGCCCGUCACAGAGCAGAGUCUUAUUUUUAUAGGCAAUUCUACCAAACCUCUGUUGAGACUUGAAACUUGUCAUCCCGACAGCCUCUCCAAAAACUGCUUGACUUUCGCCGACGCGCACGACGUGUGCUCGGGCCUUUCCGAGUGGAACCUGAGCGAUUUCUAUCUUUCUUUUUGUAAUUCCUACUCUCUUUUGGAUUUGUUUUACGGGUUUACGAGUCCGGACAAUUUGACCUGUAGCUUGGACGUGGCUGCUGGCGGUAACAUAUCGGGAUGCAGCCGAUGCGUUCAGGCUUACCAACUCUACGACCGACGAGCUCAGGAGACAUAUCGAGAGUUUGAGAUUAUGGUUCAGAAAUAUGAAACGGAUGUAUAUUCGGUGCGGACAUGCAUGGAAGAGUGCACGACUGUCUACAAACAGUGGAUCUGUGCCCAGUUCUUCCACAUCACACAGAUGCACUGCAGCAACAGGAUCCCCUGCAGGAAGUACUGCCUGGAGGUCCAGCAGAGGUGUCCAUUCAUAUUGCCUGACAAUGAUGAGCUCAUCUACGGAGGAAGCCCCAGUUUUAUAUGCACAGGGCUCCAAGAGGACAACCCUUCAGACGCAGAGACAGAAUGCUGCGACGUUCGAUGGGACAGCAGGACGGACAACAGCUCCAAAGGCACUCUCAAAAGAACUCACCCGUCGUGUCAGCACGGGACAUCCCUGACAUCGUCAGCAGCCUCUAGACUGUGCAACAGCAGACUCAAAUUCUGCCUGCUGGUCCUCGUCCUACUUCAUACUGUUGCCACUCUCACAGCAUCCCACAGUCCCACCGGAUUCAACCUCACCUCCUCCAACUCCUCCAACGAGGAAUGAUGGGAGCAGCCACUCGGUUACAGUGUCGAACCCGAUCGCGUGACGGACCGUGGGUAACUGCUGUAAUGCUUUUUGGGACCUCUAGUACAGUUCAGGUGGAGACUGUGGACGUGCAAUCAACCAAGCAAACAAAACGAACUGAGAAAAGCUGAACCGAACUCUGGACAAAUUUAAUCAAGCAACAAGAACAAGGGACAACACCGUAGCCUUUGUCGAAAGAGGGCGGAGUUCUCUCGCACCAUGUUUUUUUACACUGUGUCUAUGAUUUAGAUUUCUGACUGCAGAAUCUAAUUCAUGUUUUUUUCCUUUCUUUUCAUUCGGGUCUUUGUGCAGGAAGGAUCGGCAUAGUCAGAUGAGUUAAAUGUACAGUAUCAAAGUGAAUAUUCAAGAGCGAGUGUCUAUGUGGGUGACUGGCUGAGCGCGUGUGCAUGUGUGCCUGUGCUUGCAUUCGUGUGUCCACUUAGAUGUUCUUCUUUCUAUUUGUAAUCACAAACUCUCUGAAUGCUGCUCUAUCCAUUAUGAGGGUUUCUGUAGAGCCUCUAUAGCAGUUUAUAUAUGUUUGAAUUUCUGACAAAAAUCUGCUUAGGUAAAUACCCAAAAACUCCCACUAAGAUCCUAUGCCGAUGUUUUUGUUGCUGAUGUAAUGUCACUUCCUGGUAGGCCAGGUCACGGUAGCUUUGGGGGUCUGGGUAUGUUUAAAACAUUUUGCUCAAGUGCUUAAAACUAAAAAGGUCCUUAAAAUAUUGUAUCCAGACUUGGAAAUCCUUUUUGUGUUUGUCCUGGCAAAAGAGCAACAAAAAGCCCCCAAAUCAGUUUUUCUGCCCUUAGUAGUAGGCAUAUCUAUUUUAUUAUGACGAUAUAUUCUCUACCCUAUACAGUAUAAUUGCAUGUUUAUAACCACACUUGUUUUGACUACACUGCUAAAUUUCAAAGGAAUAAAUCCAAAUCUGGUAGCCAGGUAUUCUUAGCGCAUGGGAAUUCGAAUCCGAAUUGUUAUUUUGCAGCACGUACCCAGCCAGUCAGAGCUUAUAAAACGAAACACCCCAAACACAGAGAGGAUCCAUCGUACAGUUUAUUUUAAAAACUACGUUCCUUACUACAGUAAAGGGCUUACCCAUCAUGUGUACACCAUACACAUUCAGACAUUCCUGCAACAUUUGCAUGUAGAGAUUCAUGAGGCUUAAGCAACUCAGUGGAAACUAUAUUCAUUUGUUAUAAACCUUAAGAUAUUUAAACGAACAUUGUUUAUGAGAAAGUAAGGCAUCAUUAAGGGCUUUUAUAUUUUUAUUUGUUUUCUACAGGUAUUACUAUCUAAUGAGGAUGUGUCGCUGUGACACACACACACACACACACAUAGAC